Messenger RNA from Plasmodium inui San Antonio 1, 2227 nucleotides. RefSeq lists its product as hypothetical. The transcript has a single exon. The annotation marks the transcript as partial. Gene Ontology annotation, biological process: regulation of apoptotic process. The record is from RefSeq and is a predicted model, not a curated record. NCBI's taxonomy places the organism in Eukaryota, Apicomplexa, Aconoidasida, Haemosporida, Plasmodiidae.
AUGGAAAGUGACCAAUUCGGACAGAACAGUGAAGCGAAUGGACAUGAACAAAAUAAUAGUAACAGUGACAAUGACAACAGUAAUGACCAUUCUAAUGACCAUAGAAAAGUAAGUAGCGAAAACGUAAAUACGACUCACUUACGAAAUAAUUCAUCCUAUAUAUCCUUAAGAAAUUAUAAAAUUCCAAGAAAAGUUUCACGGUAUUUAUAUCUAGAUAAGGACAAUACAUGUCCUGUCAAUGCAAAAAAUAAUGAUAAAAAAUAUAUACAGAAAGAGAUUAUUACUAUUCCAAAUACGUUCAUACAGAAAGCUCAAAGUGGCGCCCAGAAAUCAGCUAUUGAAAUUAAUAGAGUGAAUUAUGUUUAUGCCAUGAAUGACGAUAACAGUCUGAUUUCAUUAUGGGCUCCAUAUAAUCGUGAAAUUUAUGCUUUCAGCGAACUGAAAUUUUAUGCAGAGCAUUACGACGAAUUGGAGGGGGUAAUCGACCAAACGUAUAAUUCCGAAAUAAGGCGCAUUGACAAAGUGUUAUAUAAAAAUAUGAAGGAAUGCUCAGAUCAAACAAGAGAAAUGAAUACUUUAGUAUAUCAUCUGGAAAAUCCAGAGAUAAAUGGAAUUCGAGAAAGUGAAUACAGUGCUAAGAAGCAAAAAUACAAAGAGAAAAUUGAUACAUUACAGCAAUGCUUAAAAAGAAAUUAUAAGAAAAAUGAGAAGAGUAUUAAGGAAUCUAGGUCAAUUAUCUACAAUACUGUAAAUGACAUAUCAUGCAUCUGGCUAAAUCUUUGUCAAACAUAUAUAUAUUAUGAUAUGGUGACGCUUCGCGAAAUGAAGGUUAAACAAUAUAACGUUAAAUCAAUUACUUCAUUUAUAAAUGAAACGAGGAAAAUACAAAAGUCCGGUGAAGAUAUAAUAAAGAGAGUAAAACAACACUUAAAUGGAAGUCUUGCCUCUGAAACAACAGAAUUUGUAUUAGAAGAAAUUAAAUAUAUUGUAGAAAAAAUGGAUCUUCACUUAAGGAAAGUUACAGGAGCAAGUGACACUAUAAGAAAGCUUUCUAAACAAGAAUUCUGGAACUACUUCCAACGAUUUACACUUCAAACAGAAUUCUUCAAAUUAGCCGACGUUUAUUCCAGUUUUAAAUUUAGUACUGAGAAUUUAGAAAUCUUGAGAUAUGUGUCCGAGAAGAAAAAAGAAAAACUUGAUCAAACUUUUGGAAAAUUCGUGGAUGGGCUCAACAACAUAAUAAGUAUUCGUACAUCCUCCUUAUAUUCUAUCUCAGGUAUUCAUGCUGUUAUGUUGGCUUCUGAAGAACUCUUAAAAUCUAUAGAAUCAUUACACACUUCUAUUUACGAGCAGAUAAAAGAACAUAUACUUUAUUCAAAUGCACAAAUAGAAGAGACUAAGAAGAUUUUAGAUCAGAAAAUGCUCAAAUUAGAAGAAUACCUAAAAGAUACAAAGGGGUUAAUUACAACAAUAAAAGAAAGAUUUAAUUUAAAUAUAACCGAAAGUGAAAAAAUAGAAAAGAAAAGAAACGAAACUAACAAAAUCAAUACUUCCCUAGAAAAAUGUAAGAAACUCCUAGAUUUUAUUGGCACAAUAAAAUCAAGGAACCCGAUGAUACUCGAAACAGGAAAAAAAUUAGAGGAAUAUUCAAAACAGAUUAGUAUUAGAAAAACAGAAUUUCAACAAUUAGAGACAAGUAUUAAUGAACACGUACGAAAAAUUAAAGAAUUAAUUGAAAAUGAAAAACAACGACGUUCCAUGAGAGAAGAAAUAAAGAAACAUUUGAAAUAUUUUUCUGAGACUUUGCAUAACAUAAAAGAAAUGAUUUCCCAGAAGGAAGAAGUAGAGAAAUAUAUUCUAAGCAUUGAAAUUUUGAUUAAAGGCGUGCCAUAUCUUUCGGACGAAUUUACAACUCAAAAGACGGAAUUGCGAGACAGAGCAAAAUCAAUCAUUUAUUCAUUUUAUCAUGAAAAUUUACAAAUAUUUGUAGAAAAAUUAGCAGAAUUUAAUACAAAACAUCAGGCAUUAAACAAGGAAGAAAAGACUAAAGAAGAAACUCAAGAAAUAUACGAACAAACCAAAGGAAAAUAUCAAGAACUUGUAACUAUGAACUGCGAUGGUAUAGCCGAAAUGUUAAAUAAUUUGCGUGGAGUAGUAAAUAGUCUCUCAGAACUAAAGAAGAAAAUUAUCGAACAACAUGCUCAAAAUAUCAACACACAUGUGUCAC